This is a messenger RNA of Rhododendron vialii, 983 nucleotides long. Its product is annotated as 3'-5' exonuclease-like. The transcript has a single exon. The record is from RefSeq and is a predicted model, not a curated record. The coding region runs from base 72 to 719 and encodes 215 amino acids. Gene Ontology annotation, cellular component: nucleus; cytoplasm. Gene Ontology annotation, biological process: nucleobase-containing compound metabolic process. NCBI's taxonomy places the organism in Eukaryota, Viridiplantae, Streptophyta, Magnoliopsida, Ericales, Ericaceae. Gene Ontology annotation, molecular function: nucleic acid binding; 3'-5' exonuclease activity.
CCCGUAGCACACAGUUCCACUCCCUUUCCUCUCCUCGCCUUGCCAGUCCCCUCUCCUCUCUCUCUCUAACCAUGAGUAUCAGCAUCGACGACUACCAGUUACCCUACGACACCCACAACCUCUACGACGUCAACUUCUACCACAACAAGAUCCACACCCUGGUGACCCACACCCCGUCCUUCGUCGACUCCUGGAUCUCCGAAACCCUAUCCCUCCAUACCCCCGACCCCUUCCGCGCCCCUUCCCUCCUCGUCGGCCUCGACAUCGAGUGGCGCCCCAACCGCGCCUCCAACCACGACAACCCCGCCGCCACCCUCCAGCUUUGCGUCGACCAACGCUGCCUCAUCUUCCAACUCAUAUACUCCCCCUCAAUCCCUGGCUCCCUCAUCGACUUCCUCACAAACCCCGCCCACACCUUCGUCGGCGUGGGCAUCCAAGAAGACGUCGAGAAGCUGACGGGCGACUACGGUCUGACGGUGGCGAAUGCCGUUGACUUGAGGGUGCUGGCAGCGGACGCUUACGGCGCGAGAGAGUUGAGGAAUGCCGGGUUGACGAUUCUGGCGAGGCAGGUGUUGGGAGCGGAGGUUGUGAAGCCCAAGAGUGUUACGAUGAGUAGGUGGGAUAGUGAGUUUCUUUACCCUAAACAGGUGCAGUAUGCUUGCAUUGAUGCUUUUGUUUCUUUUGAGAUUGGUAGGAGCUUGAAUGCUGCUGGUAGUUAGGUAUUUGGGUUUUAAUCUGUUAAUGGAAUUGGGUAAUGGAAAAGGGGGUUUGUGGGUUUCGUGAAUAGGGUUGUUUUUUUGGGUUGGAUUUCGGGAUGAUUUGUGGUUAUGAUUGAUGGAUUUGGAUGGUUGGAUUUCUGGUGAAUGUUGAAGCUACAGUAUAUGUGGAGAACUUAUGACUGGUUUUCAUUUGGAAACUUUGUGUUAUACUGUUAUGUUAGGUCAUUUUUUGAUCCACAUUAUAUGAGCAUGAUUUCUGGUGCA